CACUCCCCCGCGCCUCGCGCGCGCGCCGGGGAAAACGUUGCGCAGGUUCUAAAGCGGGGCGGGGGGAGGGGAGGGGGCGCGGUCGCGCGCGAGGGGGCGUGUGAGGGGGAGCGGCGGGUAACGGCCGCCACAGCCGCCGCCACAACCACAGCCCGCCCGCCGGCCCGCUCCCCCGCUCUCCGCCUGACCAGAGCCGGCUCCCGCGGUCCGCGGGGCCAGCGCCGCUAUCCCGCCCGCUGCAUGGAGCUGUCGGCCAUCGGGGAGCAGGUGUUCGCGGUGGAGAGCAUCCGCAAGAAGCGCGUGCGGAAGGGUAAAGUAGAAUACCUGGUGAAGUGGAAAGGAUGGCCCCCAAAAUACAGCACUUGGGAGCCAGAGGAUCAUAUCUUGGACCCUCGCCUGGUAGUGGCUUAUGAAGAAAAGGAAGAGAGAGACCGUGCAUCGGGGUACAGGAAAAGAGGCCCCAAACCAAAGCGCCUCCUACUACAGCGGCUGUAUGGCAUGGACUUGAGAAGUGCUCACAAGGGAAAGGAGAAGCUCUGUUUCUCUCUUGCAAGGCGGUUUGGAGGAGGAGACAGUAGCCUGGCAGGGGCCAAGGCAGGGCAGGCAGAGUUCUCAGAGAAGACUGGGGGAGCGGUCCUGCCAUUCUCUCUGCGGAAGCAACGCAAAAACCAAAAGUACCUGCGGCUGUCGAGGAAGAAGUUCCCCCGCAUGGCGAGCCUGGAGAGCCGAAACUGCAGGCAUGAGUUCUUCUUGAAUGAUGCGGUGGGCCUAGAGGCCAGGCAGGGCCCUGAGGACUGGGAGGCUGUGCAGCAUGCCAGCAAAGAAGGAGAUGUGGAUGGCAGUCUCCCUUGGAUUCCCACUGUGCCUCCCAGUGAAGUGACAGUGACAGACAUCACGGCAAACUCCAUCACCGUCACUUUCAGAGAAGCACAAGUGGCUGAGGGUUUCUUCCGAGACCGGAGCGCGCAGUUCUGAAUCUCCAUUUUCAGUGCUCCCCAAAACCAGUACUUUUAGGGUAGGGCUAGGGAAGGGUUAUUUUAUCCCCUAAGGAAAAAAAAAAAAUCCAAAAUAUCGUAAAAUGUUUACAAAGACCUUUAUUUUUUUUCCUUCCCCUCUCCUUUUUCCCCUUUCAGAUACGCAAAAAAAGAGCAGCGUGGGGGGGUGUGUGUGUUUGUCAUUGCUUUGUCCAUCUGAAAAACUGACAGCCCUUUUCCUGGCAAAGACUCCCCUCGUAGAUGUGAGAGCAGCGAGCUGAACAAUUCACCUUUUAUCCUGCUAAGUGGCGGCAGCUGCAUUUGUGGGGAAGAGGGCAUGUGGAGGUGGAAAGAAAGCUGGAUGUCUAGCCUGCCACCUUGUUCUGCAAUUGAUAUCCCUUGGAUAAAGAUACUUUCCUGUGCAUUACUCUUCCCACCUUCCUCCUCCCUCUCUUUCUGCAGCAGUGAGAGGCGAUGGAUCCUACCUGUGUAGAUAACUCCAGCCUGUUAAGACUUUCUCUCCAGUCCUGUUUUUCCUGUGGCCUGCUGUCAGGACUUCAGAACUGUAUUUGCCUGUCUGUGGUAAGUCAGUCUUUGCAGCACGGGGUCAGUAUAGACAGUAGAGGUUUCUCCCUUUGAUUGUUGAUGAUGCAGAAAGACUGAAAUGCAUCUCUGAAAUCUAGAUUGGCGACAUAAAUUGAAUUUGCCCUCAUUAAAAGCUCAUCAGUGCCAUGCAGUCGAGACAUACCAUUCUGUAUAUGCUAAACAUGAUUUCCAGGCUCAGCUCUGCAGUAUGAGGAAUGUGUGAUGGAAAAGGGGGUGUUCUUACCCUUUGCCAAAUUCAGUAUUGAUGACAAAUACUGCCCUGAAUCUGUGGUAAUAAGUUGGUUGAAAGCUGACUCCUCUACCCUGGGUGGAGGGGCUUAAUAGGACAACCAAAGCAUUGCCUGGCACUGCAAAGACAUCCAAGGUGCUGGCACAGGCCCAGGACACAGGAAUUGGACAGAACUGAGCUAGAAAUGGACCUCGAUUAGCAGCAAAUGCUCAUCUUGGAUCCCAUCGAGAGAUACAAGGUAAACAACAUGUGGGGAAAGCAAGCAUUAGACUCAAGGAGGGGGGAAAAAAAAAUCUCUUAGUUCUUAGCAAUGAGAAUUCUUGGAUUGUAUUGCCUGAGUAAUAUUCUUCCUCGACUCCAGCAUCCUCACAGUAUCUGUGAUCCUGUACUACCUUACUGAUGGGAACUUCCCCUUGGAAGGCUCAAAAAUCUUUGCCAAGGAAAGUGGUCUGCGUUUCAAUAGACCCUGCCUGAUCUUGCACUUAAAAAUGCCUUGUGCUGGACUGCCUGUGACACUUUGAGGUUUUUGAAAAAUUUGCCUAUUUUGAGUUGGUAGUUUAGCAUAGCAUCUGUUCUUGCACAUGCCUGUUCUCUUCCAUUUUUUUUUAAGAAGCAAAUUUUAUUUAAAUAACUUGAAAUUUUUAAAUAUAGAUCUUUUCCUAUGGAAAGUGAGAGAAGUAAGCUGAGUCUGAGGUGGAAACUAUAGGGCAGAAUGCUGCAAGGUAACAGGGGCUACUGUCAUGAUUAUUGUCCUUAAAUCUUUUGUUUCCUCUCCCCACCCCAUCCGAAGCAUUUCUUAUCUGUUGUAUUUAUUCUAAACAAGGCUAUGAGCCUCCUGAGCUCUGAGGUAAAGACACCCAUGGGAAUCCUCAAUGUGCUCCUUGGAAGGGCUUGGCUGCUGGCCUGCAGAUUUUGGGAGCUCCGGGGCUUCUGAUCCGCCAAACAUCUGCUGCUUGUAGAGUGCUCGCACUGCCCCAUGGUGGGGGUUUUUUUUGGUUGAAAAACAUGUUUUACCUCAGAUAAGAUACAACAGCUUUGUGUAGGCUUAGGAUUUCCCCUUCUAUCUCAGAGCUGUUUGAGCAGGCCCAUAUUCCACUGUGUCACAGCAGUUUCAGGACCACUGGGAAGCUCUGGAGUUUUUGGACUACCCUUUUGUCUCUCAGAUGUGACAUGGGAGUUUUAUUAUGGUGAAAUACGAGAGGGUGAACAGUGGAAGCUGGAGGGAAGGGAAUUAUGUUGUGGGAGGAAGAGUGAGUGGGAAAGAAGCUUGCAAUAGUUAGCAAGGGUAAAUUGAUGAAGUAAGCAUACAGGCUCAGGAUGUUUGAAUGUGGGUGUCCAGAGUGAGGCUUCUGUAUCUGCAGGUGCACCCUUUUCUGCAGGAUGUGGGGUCAGACAGUGUUGUCAUCAUCAUCCCCAUGCACACUCACACACCCCCUCUUCCCGAAACCUGCCAAUGUGCGGAAUACCCAAAUCUCUCUUUCGUUGUGACCUGUGGACACACUACAUGGCUGAGUCCACUCUAGAAGGUUGUAGCAGGUCAAGUAGUUAUGGUUGCAGAAGCAAAAUGUUUUAGCUUAUUUUUAAAAACAGUCUUGAACACCAGCUCAUCCUGCUUAAUCUUCAUGGCAUUUAUAGCAUCUGGUUUCUUUGUUCUAAUGCAGCUACUGCUACAUUUGUCCUGUCUUCAUCUCAGUGUACAAAUACACCAAAAAAGCUUCCUAUUUACUAAGGUUCCUGGCUUUGGCUGACAUUGUAAGCAAUAUCAAUCCUGCACAGGAAAGAGCUUGUCCUAAUAAACUGGAUUUCCAUCCUCUGCUUUUCUCUCAGCUCGCCAGCUGAGACUUCUCAACAUUUUGUUUUGGCAUUCCUCUUUAAACAGCUUUUCUUCCUCUUGCAGUGGAGUUUUCAAAGACCUGUGGUGGUCUUUCAAAGAGAAUCCACCCACAGCUUCAUGUCUUAAUCAUUUUUGGAAUCAGGCUAGCUUGUGUUCUGCUGGUGACUAAUCAUCUCCUUACACAAAGCAUUGAACAAAGUACCUGGCUAGCAUGCUGCUUUGUGUACAAGUCAGUGAGGAGUUAACCCUUAUCUCAGGGUAAGACGCAGCAGGUUGCAUAUGCGUGGGUUUGGUUCGUGUGUUAAGAGGAGUUUGUGGUAGGAAACUAAGCAGUUACUGCAUUGGGGUGGACUUUUUUUUUUGACAUGCAUGAAUCCUUGCUUAUCUUAAAGUUCUUCUCGAGAAGAUUUUUCUCUUCAUCUUUUUAAAAUGUGGCUCCUCUGUUUCCAUAUGGUCUGGUGACAUAUUGUAAACUUCCCUGGUAGAGCUGGUCUUUGGGAACUUUAGCUUUAUUCCACUUCUUCAGGUGUAGAGAUGCAUGAGGGUUUUACUUGUGAUGGUGAGAGGUAAUCUGGGUUUACUUCUCCCUUCUCCCCAAUACAGUCCAUCUGCCAGUUCAACCCAAAAUGUGACAACUGAACGGGGCUCACAUAUCCUGAAAAUCAGCUGCUGUGCUCGGAGCUUCGUUAAGCAUUCCCUUUGAUUAGAAAAGCCAGAAUAGCAUCCAGCUGAAGCUGACUUUAAUAAUUCUAUUUGAAGCACAAGCCAAGAAUAGAAAUGGGCUAACUCUCCCAUACCUCGUCUGGCUCUGUGGCUGUAAACAAGGAAAACAAACUUUAGCCAGUGGAAAUUACUGAACUCUACACAAGAAAGAAACUUCUCAAAGAAGAAAUGUUCAAAUAGUCAUUCUUAAAACUGGUUUCUAUGGGAGAAUUUACCAGCCACGUUUAGGGGAACCUAAGUUUUUCCUUCAUAGAGCCUCUCACAGUGAACUUGCUGUAUAUAUAACAGAACAGAGGGCCUUCAUGAGAUUGGGAAACCUUUGUUGUUAACACUGUGUUUAAAAACAAAAGAAGUAUGGAAGGGACUGCCUCUGUUCCUGGAUGGUUAUAAACUCGAUGUUAAUGCUCUGAUAUAGAAGUGAAGGCUUGGAACAGCAAGUUUUAACUUAUAAAUAGUGGCAUUAAGUAGCCUCAUUGCUCCUGCAUGCUCCUUAUUGUCCUGCAUUUGCUCGGGGGUCCUUCUGCUUGUGAAGUCAGACCAAGGUGGUAUUGUGGUUUGUGAUCUUUUCUUUUCUUUUUAAAGCAAGGCCAGGAUAUUACUGUGAGAACACCCCAAAGCAGUUCCAUUUGCCAAAAUAAGCCUAAAUUUGAUACUGAAUUGACCCUUGCCUAUGUUGGAGCCUCAGAUAGAAAGAAACUUGUUGAGAAAUGAAUGGCUUUUUUUGUCGUCGUUAGUGUUGUGAAACUGUCCAGAAUUGUUUUUCUUCGGGUGUUUUGUGACUGACUGAAUGUAUAAAAUUGUUUGUUCACCUCACAGGGGGCCCUUGGCCCCGGUACUGUUUCCUGCUAUAUGCCAGCUAGUGCUGUUUGAUGGUUUCACUACAAUAGAAAAGGGAGGCCUUGCACAGGUGAAAAAAUAGUCAGGUCAGCUCAGGCCAGACCUUUGGUGGUAGCCUCAACAGAGACUGAGGUGCAGAAGAUGGCAGCAAGCGCUGUCAGCCACAUCCAUGUAUUGAGUGAAGCUCAACCUACAGCCUCCUCUCUACCCCUUCCUCUCCUCUCAAUCUUUAAGUAUGUGCUUUCUGAAGGAUAAAAAGUGGAAAACCUUUUCUAAAGUUAAUUGAUAUCGUCCCAUCUAGGGGCAUCUGCUUGUCUGGGAAGGGAGGGAAGGACUUGCUUCAGAGUUGCUCUUGCUAUGCAGUUGAGGAUGGGCCUUUGGGUGAGCUGGCAGCUGAACAACAGGGUAUGUCAGAAGCACAACAGCCUUGUGGUGAAGCCAAUCCCAUACAUCAGCAGGUUGAUGCCCCUCAGAGUUUUAAGUGGGUCCUGUGGAGGGGAGAUGGUCAGCGCUGCACUCACAUUAUCUUUUGGUGUUUGAGAAAGCAGGGGAGAUGUGUAUGUUAACAGCUUGCAUAGGGUAACUUCUACAUGGGAAUGUAUAGCAACAGCACAUCCAGCUAAAGGGAACAGGUCGCUUUUGCUGUGCUUGUCAUGAAAAAGUUUUCCUUGAGGGCGUAGUAAACUUGUUUUGAGACAAUAGCUUAUGAUCAAGAGACUGUGUUCUCCUCUGCCCACGGAACUUACUGUCCAUGCACACAACCUUCUGGUCAGGAUGAGAAAGCCUACAAAACAGCUCCAGGACAAUUGCAUGGAGAGAAAAACAAUCCCUUAAAAUUGAAUUCAGACUCUUCAGAUGCUUUUCAGUGGCAAGCACUUCCUGGAGGGAUGACCUCUUUUCCACCUCUCUUUCCCUUGCACCCUUAAUUUCUUGAAGUACAGCGGCUUAGCAGGGAACAGGUGGGAGAUGAUUCCUAGUUAGCUGGGAGUUGUAGAGAGGAGGGGAGCUCAGUGGGAGAUGAAUUGUUACCAAGUUGGGACAGGGUAGAAGCUUUGCUGCUGAAAUUAUUCCCAUCUGCCCUGGGCUGCUCUGCAAAGUUGCUAGGGGUUGUUUGUCCAAGUCUGCCAGUUGGAUGGUGAAAGGGAGAGCUCGUAAGACCAUUGGGAACCUCUAUUACAGCUUAUCUCGUUACUAGGGUAGCAGAGUUUUGACUGAGAGGGGGAUUUUUGAGGUGGUAGAAAGCCUUUUUUAGUAGUAUGAUUUUUUUAAGCAUAAAAUGUAGUGUCAGCACAAAGGAGCUUUUUGCAAAUCUGUCAAAAUACUAAGCAGCUUUUUUUUUUUUUGCUUUUAAAUCUGAAGUAUGUUUUGAAGCACUUUGGAAAUGCAAAGCACUAGGAGUGUGAAGUACUCCUGACCGUCUGUCUAAAAGUGGCAUUUGAAAAGCAAAAGAUGUAUCUGCUUCAGGCUGCUGGCUGCUUCUUAUCAUUUUUGCAGAGCUGCCACCCAGCCCUUUGCCUCUCCCCUCCCGGCUGAAGGGGGAGCGUGCUCCGCCGUGCCAAGUCAAAGGGGGCUUGCUGAGGGAGGGGAAGAGAUCUGCAAAGGCCCUCGCUCACUUUUGGGCUGCGGGUCGGCUUCCUCACUCCCCACCGCCAUUGCCUGAGGAAAGGGAAAAAUGAAGUUGAGUUUCAGUCUGAGCGGUCUGGAACGACGACCGCUUCUUCCAGCUUUGGAGACACCUUUAUAGAGUUUCCUUUCUGAAAAAUUGCACCUUAUUAGCUUAGUUGAGGAACAGGGAGAUACUUGUCCGUGUUCAGGGAGUGGGGAGAGGAAGAGAGGGUGAACCAGGCACUGUCUUGUGUAGCUGCCAGGCUUUUCCAGAAGCCAUUUCCUCACCUCAUCUGCAACAGAACGGUGACAAAAGAACUAAACUCGUUUUAAACGAAGCUUUUGUUCUGCGUAUCUCAACAACCUUUUGAACAAGGCUGAGGUGAGAGAAUCCUUCUUUCCACACCUCACCAGUUCAUCAGCUGGGGGAACCCCAGUUCUCUCACUGGGUUUCCAGCCCCAACCUUUUCCUUCGGUGUACGCACAUCGCUUGGACUCUUUUGCACACUGACUAAUCUAAUUUGGUAUGCUCCCUUUCAGCUGGAAGGGGGAGGUGGGCAAAGAUGAGGGAUGGGGGCCGUUAGAGGGGAGGGUCCCCGAUUAUUUUUGUUCUCGUCUCUUCGGUUGUUGCUGUUGUUCCUGUCAGCACGCUAGAGUAUCUGAGUCUUUGCACACAGAAAGCUUCCUUUUGCACAGAACGAGCUUCUAGCUUUCGUACAGACUAAUUGAAUGUAUUUGGGGAGGGGGGGCGGGGAAUAGGGAAUAAACCAAUUCCAAACAAACCAGGCAGAGUGGAAUGCCUUUUCCGAGCGAGUACGAGCUGUAAAAGGAGACUGUUGCAGCGGAGGGAGGGCAGGCUGAAGUAUAAUUUGACACAAAGUGUGGUUUUAUUUUUGUACUGAUAUGGAUAAGAGACUGUACAGCAUCUAUUUAUUUAGAUGAUUUAUGUGGUAAAUGUUGCAAACGAUAAUUAAAAUAUUAAAUAUGAGAACUGACAUUUA
Colius striatus (speckled mousebird) is the source of this 7809-nucleotide messenger RNA. RefSeq names its product chromobox 7 (gene CBX7). NCBI's taxonomy places the organism in Eukaryota, Metazoa, Chordata, Aves, Coliiformes, Coliidae. Gene Ontology annotation, biological process: negative regulation of transcription by RNA polymerase II. The transcript is spliced from 6 exons. The record is from RefSeq and is a predicted model, not a curated record. Gene Ontology annotation, cellular component: PRC1 complex. Bases 241 to 975 code for a protein of 244 amino acids.